AUGUUUAAGAGCGGUCUUGCCCGGACCUUCGGGAGGGCUGCUUUUGCUCGACCCUCGGUCGCCCGCCGCGCCGUCGAGCCUCUCAGAUCCAAUGCCCUUCCGGCCCUGACCGCCAGGUUCGCCAGCACCGAAGCCGGCGCUACUGGCAAGAUUCACCAGGUCAUCGGUGCCGUCGUCGACGUCAAGUUCGAUGGCGACAAGCUCCCUGCCAUUCUCAACGCCCUGGAGACCGAGAACAACGGCCAGAAGCUGGUCCUCGAGGUUUCUCAACAUCUGGGUGAGAAUGUCGUCCGUACCAUUGCUAUGGACGGUACUGAGGGUCUGACCCGUGGUGCUGCCGCUCUCGACACCGGCGCCCCCAUCAAGAUUCCCGUCGGUCCCGGCACCCUUGGCCGUAUCAUCAACGUCACUGGUGACCCCAUUGAUGAGCGUGGUCCUAUCAAGGCCACCAAGUUCUCCCCCAUCCACACCGAGCCCCCGGAGUACGUUGAGCAGUCUACCACUGCCGAGAUUCUCGUCACUGGUAUCAAGGUCGUCGACCUGCUCGCCCCCUACGCUCGUGGUGGUAAGAUCGGUCUCUUCGGUGGUGCCGGUGUCGGCAAGACCGUGUUCAUUCAGGAGCUGAUUAACAACAUCGCCAAGGCCCACGGUGGUUACUCCGUCUUCACUGGUGUCGGUGAGCGUACCCGUGAGGGUAACGAUCUGUACCACGAAAUGCAGGAGACCGGUGUCAUUCAGCUCGAGGGUGAAUCCAAGGUCGCCCUUGUGUUCGGUCAGAUGAACGAGCCCCCGGGUGCCCGUGCCCGUGUCGCCCUGACUGGUCUGACCAUUGCCGAGUACUUCCGUGACGAGGAGGGUCAGGAUGUGCUGCUCUUCAUUGACAACAUUUUCCGUUUCACUCAGGCCGGUUCCGAGGUGUCUGCCCUUCUGGGUCGUAUUCCCUCUGCCGUCGGUUACCAGCCCACCCUGGCCGUCGACAUGGGUGCCAUGCAGGAGCGUAUUACCACCACCACCAAGGGUUCCAUCACCUCCGUCCAGGCCGUCUACGUGCCCGCUGACGAUUUGACUGACCCUGCCCCUGCCACCACCUUCGCUCACUUGGACGCCACCACUGUCCUGUCCCGUGGUAUCUCCGAGUUGGGUAUCUACCCUGCCGUCGACCCCCUCGACUCCAAGUCCCGUAUGCUGGACCCCCGUAUCGUCGGUGAGGACCACUACAACACCGCCACCAAGGUCCAGCAGAUGCUCCAGGAGUACAAGUCCCUCCAGGAUAUCAUUGCCAUUCUUGGUAUGGACGAACUGUCUGAGGCCGAUAAGCUCACCGUCGAGCGUGCCCGUAAGCUCCAGCGUUUCCUGAGCCAGCCUUUCACUGUCGCCCACGUCUUCACUGGUAUCGAGGGCAAGCUUGUCGACCUGAAGGACACCAUCAGCAGCUUCAAGGCUAUCAUCAACGGCGAGGGUGAUGACCUUCCCGAGGCUGCCUUCUACAUGGUCGGUGACUUCCAGUCCGCUCGUGCCAAGGGUGAAAAGAUCCUGGCUGAGCUCGAGGGCAAGGCCUAG
Messenger RNA from Penicilliopsis zonata CBS 506.65, 1560 nucleotides. RefSeq lists its product as hypothetical. NCBI's taxonomy places the organism in Eukaryota, Fungi, Ascomycota, Eurotiomycetes, Eurotiales, Aspergillaceae. Gene Ontology annotation, molecular function: proton-transporting ATP synthase activity, rotational mechanism; ATP binding; ATP hydrolysis activity. The record is from RefSeq and is a predicted model, not a curated record. Gene Ontology annotation, biological process: proton transmembrane transport; proton motive force-driven mitochondrial ATP synthesis. Bases 1 to 1560 code for a protein of 519 amino acids. The transcript is spliced from 7 exons.